CAUCGCCCAAGCACAAUUUGAAUUAGCAGAGAAGCACCUAAAGACAACACGAGUAAACACGCGAGCAUUAUCAACACGCCCAACGCUCUGCAGCUUUGCUUUGUCCGUAAUCUCAAAUGCCCGCUGCGACACUAAUCCAGUCAUUGCCGAAUUUUAUCUCUCGCGAGAAUCAUACCGCUCUGGUAUCUCAGACGCCCUCAUCCUUUAACGACAUUCCACCCGUCGUCUGCCACAUCGAACAGAACGUCUCAGUCACUCUUGAUCCGCCAUUAGACGGUUUCGCACAAAGCAAUGCACAGGGCACUUUGUAUGUGAUUGAAAGCGUAUUAGUGUUCAUGCCUAAUCAGGGAAGCGGCUUUCAGGUCGAGUAUCCAGCAAUUACACUUCACGCUGUGUCUCGGGCAGAGUCUGGCCCAUCGAUCUACUGUCAACUGGAUGAACAUGCUGGGGAACCUGAAUCCGCAGCGAUUAAUGACGAGGUGUCUGAGAUGCGCGAGCUCUCCAUCAUCCCUCAAGACGCUUCAUCGCUGGAACCCAUCUUCGAAGCGUUGUCUCGGUGCGCUGCGCUGCAUCCCGAUCCCGCCACGGGCUCCGACGAAGAAGAUAUGGAUGCUUUCUUGGACUCCAACGGCGGUGACUUUGAGGUGUUCGCUGGUGAUGAAAACCAGGAGCUCAGCGAGGUUGGAAGGGCUGCGUUGGAACACCUCGAGUCAAUCAUCGAAUGGCCAGUGAAUGGAAGCACUCAUGGGAGUGAACCCGGUGUAAGCGAUGAAGAAAAUCCCGCUGCCUAGCGGUCAACAAUUCAUUGUUAAAAACCCACGCUUUGAAAGCGGCCAGGGUAUAUCAUAUCUCCAGAUUGUCAGGCGAGUAAAACAUGUUUGAGUUAUACAUUCUUCACUCGCUCAGAUCUCCUUAAAAGAAUGGAUUGCAGUUGCAACUAGCUGAUCAACUGGUCCGGAUCUGAACCGUGUAUUGCCCACCAUCUGUUUCGAGGUAAGAGAUACUGAGGGGGUCGAAAAUCAGGACUUGCCGGGUGAACCUGUCGACGACAUGUUUGAAAUCCGCCUCGUCCAGGUCAACGAUGCAUUCACGCAAUUGGCUCUCUUUUAGGACCAGAACAUCCCCAUACACAACUCGCUUGGAGUCACUCAGAGAGCUAUUCACAAGAGCACCGGUAGCUUUUGAGAUGCGUUGUGCGUAUGCAUAUGCCAGAUAGAUGACGCCGUGACCUGCGUCCAUUCGCCAUGAAUUCUUGAAUUGUGUGACAGUCCACGACUGCGUCCGUAGAUCCUCCGGGAACAUAUAAGACCCCAGACCAUAGUCGAGCGGAACAGGGACCACGACAGGCUGCCCAUUCGAUCCUGCGGGGAAGAGGACACCGCGAAAUACAGCUGGGAAUGGCUGGGUGCAUGGAGUGAGUGCCGCAGUGGAUGGUUCAUAGUCUAGGAGACACACUGGGUUUGCCGAGAUUACGGCAUGGGACCUUUGCUCAAUCUCCUGUUGAUGCAUGUGGGAUGUCGGAUUGCGAACGUGAAUGCAGACGUUUCAAACGAGUGACGGGCAAAGGGAGAGUUCAGAGAAUGGUCAACGAGAGGUCAAAGGGGAGCAGCUGUACACAGGAGCUGAAUCCUUGCACGAUUGACUAUAUAUUCGUGUGAUACCGAAGCGCAUGGUUUAUCCCGCCCCUGAGUGUGCCAGACUGCACCCGAAAUGGAGGGACUGAUUUGUUUAACCUGCGACUGAGCGUGAACGUUACAUACGAGUCAAAAGGGGACAUGCAUGAGUCUAUGCUUGCGUGUAAAAACUUGUUAAGAU
This is a messenger RNA of Mycena citricolor, 1815 nucleotides long. The record is from the annotation of a GenBank genome assembly. Lineage: Eukaryota; Fungi; Basidiomycota; Agaricomycetes; Agaricales; Mycenaceae.